This is a messenger RNA of Tinamus guttatus (white-throated tinamou), 2115 nucleotides long. The record is from RefSeq and is a predicted model, not a curated record. Lineage: Eukaryota; Metazoa; Chordata; Aves; Tinamiformes; Tinamidae.
AUGGAAGUGCUGCGCUCAGGAGGCUUUGAAAUAGGCGUCCUGGUCGGCGUGGUCCUGCGCUACGGCAUCCACGUCCCCAGCGACGUGAACAACGUGACGCUGAGCUGCCAGGUGCCCAGCAGCCCCGCCACGCUGCUGGUCAACGUCAGCGGCAAGUUCUACGAGUACACCCUGAAGGGCGAGAUCAGCGCCCAGGAGCUCAACAACGUCCAGGACAACGAAAUGCUGCGGAAGGUCACUUUUGAUCCCGAGGUGUUUUUCAACAUUUUGCUUCCUCCAAUUAUAUUUUAUGCAGGCUACAGCUUAAAAAGGAGGCAUUUCUUCAGGAACUUGGGAUCCAUCCUAGCAUACGCUUUCCUCGGAACUGCCAUUUCCUGCCUGGUGAUCGGCUCCAUCAUGUACGGCUGUGUCGCCUUGAUGAAAGUCACGGGGCAGCUCGGCGGGGACUUCUACUUCACCGACUGCCUCCUGUUUGGUGCUAUCGUAUCAGCGACCGACCCAGUGACUGUUCUUGCCAUAUUCCAUGAACUCCAGGUUGAUGUGGAGCUCUAUGCCCUUCUCUUUGGUGAAAGCGUCCUCAACGAUGCCGUUGCCAUAGUGCUGUCCUCGUCAAUCGUUGCAUACCAGCCUGCAGGUGACAACAGCCACACGUUUGAUGUCACAGCAAUGUUCAAGUCCAUUGGGAUCUUCCUGGGGAUUUUCAGUGGGUCUUUUGCAAUGGGGGCUGCUACAGGAGUUGUGACAGCAUUAGUCACCAAGUUCACCAAGCUGCGGGAGUUCCCGUUGCUGGAGACCGGCCUGUUCUUCCUGAUGUCCUGGAGCACGUUCCUGCUGGCUGAGGCGUGUGGCUUCACAGGAGUGGUGGCCGUGCUGUUCUGCGGGAUCACCCAGGCUCACUACACCUAUAACAACUUGUCUACGGAGUCCCAGCACAGAACUAAGCAGUUGUUCGAGCUCCUGAAUUUCUUGGCGGAAAACUUCAUCUUCUCCUACAUGGGGCUUGCGCUGUUCACGUUCCAGAACCACGUCUUUAACCCCACCUUUGUGGUGGGCGCUUUCCUUGCCAUCUUUCUAGGAAGUUUUUUCCCAUUUUCUUUUCUACUGAAUCUGGGGAGGAGAAAUAAGAUUGGAACAAAUUUGCAGCAUAUGAUGAUGUUUGCUGGGCUGCGAGGAGCCAUGGCGUUCGCCCUGGCCAUCCGCGACACGGCCACCUACGCGCGGCAGAUGAUGUUCAGCACCACGCUGCUCAUCGUGUUCUUCACGGUGUGGGUGUUCGGCGGGGGCACCACGGCCAUGCUCUCGUGCCUCAACGUGCGGGUCGGCGUGGAUGCAGACCAGGAGAACGUGGGCGUCCCGGAGAGCGAGCGGAGGAGCACCAAGGCCGAGAGCGCCUGGCUCUUCCGCAUAUGGUACAACUUCGACCACAACUACCUGAAGCCGCUGCUGACGCACAGCGGCCCCCCGCUCACCACGACGCUGCCCGCGUGCUGCGGGCCCGUCGCGCGGUGCCUCACGAGUCCCCAGGCCUACGAGAAUCAGGAGCAGCUGAAGGACGACGACUCCGAUCUCAUUCUGAACGACGGGGACAUCAGCCUGACGUACGGGGAUUCCACCGUCAACACCGACUCGGUCGCCUCCAGCAGCGCGUCGCGGCGCUUCGUGGGAAACAGCUCCGAGGACGCGCUGGACCGGGAGCUCGCUUUCGGGGACCAUGAACUCGUGAUCCGGGGAACGCGCCUGGUUCUUCCCAUGGAUGACUCGGAGCCGCCGUCAAACAUCCUGGAUAACGCAAGGCAUGGUCCAGCAUAAGGUUGCUCGGUUAAAUGACAGUAAUAUUUGCAUAUAUGAUCAAGAAAUAUGUACUACCUACAGUCUAAUGCAUGUCUCAAAAUGUCUAAGCUGUAUAAAUAUUAUUUAUAUGGUGUCAGAAGAAUAUAAAUAUUCUCUGCCAAGCACUUGUAAAGAACAAGCUGCAAAUUUAAGUUAAAAACUGUGUUGACUGCACUGUGUAGGGUGGAACUGUUUUAGCGUAAGAAUCUUUUGCACACAGUGAGCUUCUUUUAUGGCGUGAUUUGAUGAAGGGUUUAGGUUCCAGCUGGGUAAGUAAAGGAGCUG